AUGUCUUCUGCUGUGAAAGGCGGCGUAAGCCGAAUGACCAAUGCGGCUUCAUCGAUCACAUCCAAGACUACGUCGUUGACGACGUCCUUCGUUAUGGAUGCUGCAAGUAUCACAAUGGAUGCUGCCAAGAAGACAACGCAAUACACGAACAAUCUUGUAUCCGAUGCAGCGGCGUUGGCGUUCGACCGUGAAGAAAAGGUUGAUGAGGAGCCACUAGAGGAGUUGCCUCCUCUCUCUAUUUCCAGCUGCUGGGCUCCUUUUGAUGACAGUCACUUGUACUUGAAGCGAGAAGACCUGGAGCAGAUGGUUUCUAAGGUUGAUGCCAACAUUCGAAAAUCUUUGAACGAUUGCACGAAACGCGCAGAAGCUAUUCGGGCAAAGGAGGCACGAGUGUCGGAUGUGAAUGUCCUGGCGUCACAACAUGGGCUGCAUGUGAUGUACACUCGCGCAAUAUCCUGCAUCUUGUUCCCGCACACUCCUGCAAGCCAGGAAGAGAUGAGCAUGUGGACACAGGACGAUUACAAUCUGCUACGUGAAUGGUGUGGCAAGUGUGAUGAUAGAGUCAGAGUGACUGAGUCCCAUCAUCAUGCUGCGAUGGAGUUCCUUGAUAGCUUCGAUGGGAAAGGAGCUUUGAUGGCCGGUUUGAAUGAAAGGCUAACAUUGGUGAAUCAACAUCCUUUCUAUGAUCGAGAGCAGUUUGCUUCUCCAGAAGACUAUGAGUCUUGGAAGAUUUUUGAGUUGUCAGCUGUUGAACGUCAGAAACAGGUGCUUGUGAAGUACAACAAGACAGAAUUGAUUGUAGAUGUCAUGGAAGUACGCGCCUCUGAGAGUAUGAAUCAAGAACUUGCUGAGAAGAGCAGUUCCAUGGCAUCAAUGCUCAAGAAGCCCAUCAGCUUGACGACUCAGUUUGGACGGGCCUUUGCGGAAGCCCCCGUGUCGUCAGUUGUGCGAGCGACUGGGGCGAUGGUGUCAGCCCCCUCGAACUUUGCUAAAGCCAUGGUCGCAACCCGCUCUCAGAUCUGGAGUGUUAUUUCAUUUGCCACCUACCAGCACAAGUCAGAGAUGGUGGGAGACAUCAUCCCGGAAGAGCCUGUGGUGUCUAUCAACGAUGGUGUGACUUGGCAAGUGCGGCCUCAUGAGAAAGGAGCAGUCUGCAUUCAGUUAUGGAGGAAGAAGAAGUACGUUGUGUCUAUCAAGGCUUCUGCCGAUGAAGUACUGGGGAGUGUGAUGUUUUGCUGGGAGGAGUUGCAUCAAGCUGCUGAACUGAACAAGCCAAUCGAAGGCUGGUUUCAAUUUGAGGAUGGAUCGUAUGAUGAGAAGGGACACCCUUGCCCUGGAGGAAGGGAAGUGAAGCUGAAGAUUCAACUCGUGACAAAACCGAUCGAUGGAACCGAGGAGCAACCUCUGUUAGAUCCUGUCGAUGAACUGCACAAGGUGUACACUGACUUCUACCGAGCUCUCAACCCAGGCUUGAGCAUGAUGCCCCCACCUGGUGUCGACUGGUUGUUGAAGGAGAUGAGAAUGAAAUGUGGAAUCGGGGAGAGUUGGCACCACCUGCUUCGACUUUCUCCUGGAUUGAACUUGACCACUCCUCCAGGACUAGAGAAAUCGGCAGAACUAGAGAUCCGAGAAGGCAGGCUCGCUGCGUUGCUGGAGUGCAUCAAAAGUGGAGCUGCUGCUAGAGUUGGUACAAUCAAGCCGGUAGAAGACGGCUUGUUGUUUGCGCUUCACUAUAUCCAAGGGCAGAUUCGAAACAACCUUCUCCGCUUCCCCUAUCAGUACGCUUGUGAAGAUGGAGAGGACGAGUACCAGGAGCCGAUUGAGCUGAGGUUGUUCAUAGAGAUUGAUGAGGCAAUCAAUCAAGAAUUCCAGAACUUUUCUGGGAAGAUUGAUGGGUUGUUAGAAUCAAACAUGUUGAUACAAUGCAGCUCGUCGCACCUUUCGACUGAUCAAGUUGUGUCGGAGGGGAUGAAACACUUUGUUAACGACUUCUAUGGUCGAUCAUUGAGAGCAGCUCUUCACAAAGCUCCCCCGGGAGAACUGAUACCAGAAGGCGAGAUGGAAGUGAAGCACCUGAAGAAGAUUUGCAAGAGGUGCGAGCAGAUGAUUGUCAAAUUGCAUGAGAACUUUGCGCCUGUGGUGUCUUGGGAUUCGGAGCUGAAGGCCUUUGAGACCCUGAUAGACCUCGUCACUGUCGAUGUUUUGUCAGCCAUUGCAGCCUAUCACGUGCGGGGACCUUCGCACGAUGCGUUCGAGGAGGGGAGCGUGGAAGCGACUCUCCUCAAGCUGCAUCUUCGCAUCAACUCGCUGAGGAGGAUCUUGGUGGAGCUUCAGCCGUCCAUCAGGUGCGAUGGUCUCGCCACUGCUACAGGGCCGGUGCUGUCAGCAUGGGUGGAGAAGACGCGGGAGAACAUGUUCAAGUGGAUGGACAAGUCGAUGGCGCUAGAUCAGUGGGUUCCUGUAGCCCUCGAGAGCGGGAACGGAUACACUUCCUCCCUCAUCGAUGUUUUCUCCUCGGCUGAGAAUGCAUGCCGAACCUUUGUGACAGUGAGGAUGGGAGCCUUGCCUGCAGUCAGAGAAGCCUUCUUGGAGCUGCUCGGCGACGUCUGCCUGCGCUAUGUGGAGAUGAUGAACCAUGAGGCAGAGAAGGAGCAUGCAGCAGCAGCCCAGGCCAAGAAACUGAACACCAAGACCUCUCAUGGGCUCGGAAGCAUGUUGGGUCUGAUGUCCUUCCAGAAGGUAGGAGACCUCAAGUUCAUGCAUGGCGUUCAGACCCUCGUCAGCAGCCCCGUCAAUCGUUUCUCCAGUCAGAGUGCGGGAGGAUCGGAGCAUGGUUCCUCUAAAGGAGACGAGGAGCAAGUUACUCAAGAAGAGAAGACCUGGGAGGAGAGGGGGGAGGAGUACCUGGAGAAGAUGGAGCAUCUCGCAGACGAGCUGGCGAGUGUCAGCGCUUGGAAGAAGAACCUCGGCGCACUAGGCAAGAAGUCGCUGCAAGCCUCGAUCAGCAUCACAAAGAAGACGGCGAGCUUGGCGACGUUCGGUAAGGUAGGAGUCAAGUCCAACGGAUCGACGCCGUCCGGGACGGAGACACCCAAGCCAGAAUCGAAGGCAAGCAAGCAGCAGCCCAAGAAGAAGCUGACCAGUCACGACUUCUUCGACGGUCAGCCCCUCGUGUCUCAGCAAGCUUGUCCUCGCAUCAGCAACGCGAUGGAGGUCAAGGGUCAGCUCGACAACCUCAUCGCCAUCCUCGAACAAGAUCCAGGCUUCCUUGGUGGGGAAGGCUGCCAUCAGAUCCCCAUAGACAUGGACGACCCGUUCCAAGAGCACGCCAAGUCCGACGACUGGACACUCUCCCCGCGCGUCCUCGACAUGUACAACAGAGUUCGUGUAGGCGUCGAAGACUCGGUGGAGGUCGAACUGCGUCCUCUCCUGCAGUGGCUCGCUACUACGAUCGCUGCUGCCCUCACGGAGGAAGCAGGAUCGAGCGACGACGGAGGCGCGUCUGCGCGUGAAGCUUGCAUGUCGGUGAACUUCUUCGAGGGGCAGAAGGUUGUCCGUGGCCCCGACUGGAAAUGGGGCAGGCAGGAUGGGUGGGAGGAGGGAAGUGAAACUCCUCCCGUCGGCCUGGUAACUCUCAUGAAGCCCAACGGUUGGUGCAAGGUGCUGUGGGAGAAUGGGCACGAAGACAGCUACCGAUGUGGGGCUGAAGGAGAUCAUUUCGACGUUCAGCCGCUGGACCUGAAGCUACCGGAGCCUCCGUUGCCUCCGGCUGUGGCAGCCAUAGAAGACGCUCUUGAAGCGACGCUUGCUGCACUGCGCGAGAGUCUGAGCGACAAGGGGUUCAUGCAAUGCCUGCGGGUGAUCUGGCUCGCAUGCGUCUCUGUGCUGGAAACUUGUUUGCACGAUGAUCUCACGGGCAACCGAGGAGUUUUGUUGCGCGCCAGAGCUCUGGCUGAGCGCUUGAAGAACUACAUGCAUGCUGGAGGAGCUGGAGUCUCCAUGCCGAUGCUCGACAAGUCUUCCAUGGCGCUCAUGCAGACGAUCGAGGCAUCUUUAAUGUAG
Molecule: messenger RNA, 4062 nt
Organism: Guillardia theta CCMP2712
Lineage: Eukaryota; Cryptophyceae; Pyrenomonadales; Geminigeraceae
Exons: 10
Coding region: 1-4062 (1353 amino acids)
Biological process (GO): protein ubiquitination
Molecular function (GO): metal ion binding; ubiquitin-protein transferase activity
Source: RefSeq, a predicted model, not a curated record